This is a messenger RNA of Athalia rosae (coleseed sawfly), 3884 nucleotides long. RefSeq names its product transcription factor SPT20 homolog. Gene Ontology annotation, cellular component: SAGA complex. The record is from RefSeq and is a predicted model, not a curated record. The transcript is spliced from 21 exons. Gene Ontology annotation, biological process: regulation of transcription by RNA polymerase II. Gene Ontology annotation, molecular function: transcription coregulator activity. Lineage: Eukaryota; Metazoa; Arthropoda; Insecta; Hymenoptera; Athaliidae. The coding region runs from base 219 to 3467 and encodes 1082 amino acids.
ACCCUUUUUGCUAGACGUUACAAAACGUGGCCGGAGUGUGGCGACGAAGACGCUACUGCGGUUUGAAAAUUCCUCGACGAGUGGCUAUGGUCUGCCGUAAUAUAGUUAAUUUCCCAGUCUGUGCCUGUGUGGUGUUUGUAUAAUAGGUAUAAUAGAAUGUAAUGACUAGGUGGUGCAUGAACUAUGACACUGUAUGCUAGUAAGAAUAAAGAGCCAAAAUGAUUGGCACAGUGUCCAGCUUGGAAGAUGCUUGUCGUCAAGCUCAGGAUAUGAUCGACCAAGUGCCUCGAUACUGGAAGGACUGUCAGACUCAGAGUUGUCUGAAUUCAACCGUAGAUCAAAUUUCAUGUGGGAAUGGAAAAGAACAGAAUCACUCUAGGCGCAGUAUUCAAUCAAAAUUGACAAGAUUAUAUUUCGAAGAAUUGUCUAAAGUUCCUCAUGCCACUCCUGACUCUGUUCUGAACAACCUCGAGAAUGAAUGCGAUCUUUUGGGUCGGUUGGUGCAAAGAGAAGGUCUCCAUACAUUAAUUGUGAACCUCUACCCUGGCAAUAAAGGAUACUCAUUAGGCAUAAGAAACAGAGAAGCGGAAUGCACGUUUGAUAAAAAUGCAUUAUUAUCCGAGACUCAGUUAAUGGGAUAUGAACAAGGAGAAUUAUUGUCCCACAUAGACAACGGCCAGCUACCUGCAAUGCUAGCUGAACAAUUAGAAGGAAGUCAUUCGCAUUUAUUUUAUGAUGGAUGUAUUAUAGCCGAAGUACGAGAUUACCGCAGAGCCUUUCCUCACACCAAGGCUGAAGUUCACCAUGUUCUCCUUAAACCUACAACACAAAGCGUGCUCUCAGACGUCUCUACUUUAACAAGCGACGGAGAUUGGAGUCACGAAGAGAGAUUAGUCUUGGAGUCGCACCUUGUGGCUGCAACACAGGGUCCUCUUUGCCUAGAUCCCAGCCCUGCUCCUAGUUUAGCAUCGACUCGUAUUCGCCAAUCCAAAGCUCUGAUUACGGAUCAUCAGUUAAUACGCCAGGCCAAAAAGUUUUCCCAGGUGACAGUAAAUCGGAAAAGAAAAUUGGAGCAGCUAGCACAGCCUGAGGGCCUGACAAUACAGGAUCUAAUGCAAAAAAUACGUACAAAACGAGGAAUUCCAACAACCACUGCCUGUUCACCACCUUCUCUUGUUAAUCCUCCACUUCUUCCGCCAAGUACACCGAUUGAUGUUCUGAGAUAUGCAAAAGCCUACGAGCGACCACGGGAAACACGAGACUGCCUACCACAACUUAUAGAAGAAUAUAUACUAGAGACUGAAAGGGGCCAAGGUCGAAUAUAUCAUAUAAAGCUCUCAAUUUUGCAAAGACCAUCUAACUCUGAAUAUCUUGGAGAACUUUAUGUUGAUCGAGAUCAUAGAGAGGGAGAAAAAAAUGGAUCAGCAUGCCGGUUUAGCCUCGGCACCAGAGCGCAAGCGAACCAUUACAUUCAGCAAUUUACAGAAAUAUUCACUGAAGAAGGAAGAAAAAAUGUAAGGAUUAAGCAUGUUGUGCCAGGACAGGCCCCUCGCGUUACUUGUACCCCAGGCAUGCAACGUGCUCAUCAACAGGCACAAGCACAAGCAGCACAGAUCGUUGCCCAACAACAGAUCCUUUCAAGAGCCCAAGGGCAAUUGAAUACUGUGACCAACCAGGUGGCUUCCAUGAAAACUGCCCCCGAAGCAACGAGCUCUAGUCAGGCUAACCUGGCAAAUUUGGAUCUAACGGUCGGUCCGCAUGCAGUAGAAACGACUGCGCCAAGUUCAGUUCCAACUAUAAGUAAUGGCAUGCCACACAAUGUCGCUAGUGUUCAAAUGGAUGCUUCUACAAUGUCUAGAGCUGAUGUUAAUUCCUGCAAUGGUUCCGGAAUUUUAGUAUUCCAGCCAAAGCCUGCUCAAUGCGUCAACAGUAUAUCAGCAACGAAUGUUCCCGUUUUGCAAGCUCAACUGCAAGCUGGAUCUCAGGGUAAUAUUGGAGAGACAUCCAGUCAGAGUCAAGGAGAGACAUCGUUCAAAAAGCACUCCACAAAUCCCGCAAUAAGCGCUCUUGUCACUUCUCUCAUGAAUUCUGCUCAACAGUUUCAGCAGCAGGCUGCAGCUAAUGCAGCCGCUGCAGCACUCAACAAUAGCGCGCAGGCUAGUACAAAAUCAAAUAACACUGCAAUUCUAAGCCUUCUAAAUAGCAGCCCUGCCAAUAUAGCUCAGCAAAAGACGCAACCGCGAAGGAUCUCAUUAAAUACUACGAUCCCGCCUAGAGUGAUCAGUCAUGGCAAUGUUAUCACUGUUCCCAGUACCACAGGCCAAGUGAGAGUAAGUUUCACCUCUGCUUUAGCAGGACAGCUAGCGGGAAAACAAGCCGUGCGAUUAGCUAGGGUACAAGAUCCUGCUUCUACACUUGGGCUGUCAAUGCCAGGACUAUCGGCUUUACUUGCUGGCACUCCAUCGGCUGAUAAUCCAAUACCUGGUAUUAAUACAGCGUCCUCAUUACUCGAAAGAUUAACAGCCUCAUCAAGUCAAGGUAGUCAGCCGUCUAGCCCUAUGACUAGUCCACCUCCCACAAACAUGAAUCUACAGGGAGUUAAUCUCACUAGUCUAUCCAACUCAAUCAACGGACUUCAAAAUGUUCAGGUGUCUUUUCCCGGUUUGUCACAACCAAUUACGAUGUCACUCAACGUUUCGGCAGCUACCGGCUCAGUUACACCAACUGGAGUUAUUGUGUCCCUUCCGAUAUCAUCGGCUACCAAUACCUGCACAACUGUAUCCAGCAUGGUAUCUGCGACAGUUGUAACUACUCCAGUAUCCGGAAGCACUCCGACGGUGGUAAUUGCGAACCCGGCCAACACUCAUUUGCCAUUACCUAUUGCUCAAAUAAUACCGUCGGGAGUAAAAGGCUUAUCACAACAAAAUAUACGUAACGCUAAUGCGGUGACUCUCGCUCAGGGAGGAUCGGCGAUACAACUAGUUGGCUCUCAAAGGCAGCGACUUAAUCAAAUAACUCGUCAGGUACAGCCAAACCAAGCAAAGCCAACUAUCAUGCCAAAUCAGUUAGUAACUGUUACAAAACCAGUAACUGCCAAUCAGUUGAUUUUGUCUGGGAACAAACAGGUGCUCACUCCAAUCGGAGCAAGCAAACCUGUGCUCAUGGCAACCCAAGCUACUUCCUCAACGCAAGCAGUACCUGUAAACAAACAAACAUUGCUAACAAAAACUUUGCACACACGACCUUCUACAGGACAAAGCGUAGCGCAACCUCAAAGCCUUGGGGUAACAGGUUUAUCGCAACAACAAUUACAGAGGACCCUGGUGAAGCCGGUACAAUUACAGCAGUUGCAACAAUGUUUGGCUGCUCAACAUAAGGCAUCUGUAGCAGCUGGUAACUCGCCGAGUAGGACGCAGUUGCAACCGCAACGAAACACGACUUCUACGCCUGGGGAAGACUCUCUCUGAAUACGUUCAAAUAAUUUUAAUAAGACGCGUCGAAUUAGAAUCAAGAAAAAACCCCUCAGCGAAUAAUGGUGCAAAGUACAUGAAGUAUAUUUUACCUAAGCAACAAAUCUUCAUACCAAUCACGCGGUAGACCAACUCUGGGUAUAGUUCAUCUAUUUCGAUUAUUUCGUGUAAUAGGUAUUAAAUGUUUUUGCCCAAAGAAGAUGAUUUGUCUAUAUGUAUGACUCGGAAGAAAACAACAAUUAUGGAGAAUAAUCACACAUGCAUUGUACUUGUACAAUAACGCGUCUACACCAAAAAUAAGUAUUGCAUAUUUAUUUGAUGAGGGACUUCAAUAACUGUACAUAUUAGUACAUAUGUAUAUGCGAUAUAUGAUUUGUUUUAUAUUAAGAAAUCGUAAUAAAUAUUCCAUUUUCA